Messenger RNA from Macrosiphum euphorbiae (potato aphid), 366 nucleotides. The record is from the annotation of a GenBank genome assembly. Lineage: Eukaryota; Metazoa; Arthropoda; Insecta; Hemiptera; Aphididae.
AUGUGUUCGACGAGUUUUGUUGAAAUACACGACUCGGUAGAAGUGUUUGAGCAACUUCUACCGGCUGCACAUCCGUGUUUAAAAGAGAUGAUUAGUUGGACAGACAUCGAAACAUCAACUAAUGCUCAUAUUUUAUUAUUGUCUCUAGAACAAUGUAAAUUUAAUGUUGGUUCUAUUGUAUUAAAAAAUAUAUUUCAUAAUUUCAGUACACAGUCUUUUUAUGCAUACCUAUUUCUACAAAAACCUAAUAUAGAUCUUAUUCAAGCUCUCGAGUACGUUGAUAAUGUUGUACGUCAAAUACAUACAGUUAGGAAUAAUGCUGACGAAGAAUUUUCAAAGUGUUUUGAUGAACUUCAAAGAAAAUGA